UCGAUUUGAAGCUUUUCUCCUUUGGCAAUGAAAUUCCAGAAUCCUAUCAAACUACAAAAGUAGAACUGGGGAUAAAAACGUCAGAAUCUGAAAUUAUAACUAUUGACGCCUAUGCAUUAAAUUAUUUGACUGGUAAACUGCAAGUUAUCAAGUCAAACCCGUACAAUUUGACCAGGGCCAUAAGCCAAAAGCAAUUGGAUGAGUCAAGAGGAUACUGGAGACGUCCAGAUAUGCUUAUUUGGCCGACUACUUUGAAUUUAUGCCCAGCCUUGCUUAACUUGACGGAUCGGACGAGAUAUCGUGCUUUCAACGUGGCAUGGCCGCGGACGUCUCACUGCAAUAACGAAUAUGUCAAAUUUCAUCUUACAUUUCCUUGCGGAAUUAAUUUGUUGUCCCGCCUAGGAGGAGAACGUUCCAAAGUUUUACUUCAAGCCACAGCAGCCGAAACUCUAAGCCGAAUUCAAUUACCUCAAACUUGGGUAAUUAAACCGUGUAAUGCAACUCCAACAUACGCGGGACAACAAAUUAAUUCCGCAAGGAAAUGUAAGAUGAAAUUUGACAUAUUCGUUAUUGCAGUGAGACGUCCGCGGCCAUGCCACGUUGAAAGCACGAUAUCUCGUCCGAUCCGUCAAGUUAAGCAAGGCUGGGCCUGGUUAGUACUUGGAUCGGAGACGGCAGGGGAAUCCCAGAUAUUGUAG
Messenger RNA from Acanthocheilonema viteae, 698 nucleotides. The record is from the annotation of a GenBank genome assembly. Lineage: Eukaryota; Metazoa; Nematoda; Chromadorea; Rhabditida; Onchocercidae.